Hibiscus syriacus is the source of this 2380-nucleotide messenger RNA. RefSeq names its product protein DETOXIFICATION 45, chloroplastic-like. Gene Ontology annotation, molecular function: xenobiotic transmembrane transporter activity; antiporter activity. Bases 192 to 1931 code for a protein of 579 amino acids. Lineage: Eukaryota; Viridiplantae; Streptophyta; Magnoliopsida; Malvales; Malvaceae. The record is from RefSeq and is a predicted model, not a curated record. The transcript is spliced from 16 exons. Gene Ontology annotation, cellular component: membrane; chloroplast. Gene Ontology annotation, biological process: transmembrane transport.
CGAAGUGGUUUUUGUUGUUGAAAUUUGAAACUACCUCUCCGUAGUUUAUCAAUGGCGAUGAUUCGAUGCACCGCUUUAGACGAUUCUUUCUUGAUUUUAGCUUCUUAAAUUGACCUUAGCUUUCUCCACCGCUACUCACUCACUUCCUCUAGAAAAGGUCUGGUAGAUUAUAAAACUGAUAAUUGUGCGGAAUGGCACAGACAAGUUUCACAGGUUCCGCGAUUUCAAGUGGACUGACACAUAGAAAGAAGGAAUGGAACAGGAUAAAUACGUAUACGAGUUCUCAUUCUUUGUUAAACCAGUAUGAAAUUUGUAGAUUUAGGAAGGAAUUAGGCUACAAAGAUGGUCUGCGAAGCUGCCACCUAUCUGCAAUGCAUAGAAAUUCAUUGUUGUCACCAUUACUGACACAUAGGAAAUGCCAUUCUCCAGCACUUCACAGUCAGGUAGGGUCUGAUUUUGGUGUGGAAGAUGCCGAGGAGAGACUCACGUUGAAUGAACAAAAGGAUACUGCCCGGAUUAAUUCAAUUGCAACUGAUAAUGUUGAUGUCCAUGAGGUGACGGAAACUUCUACGGAUGUGAAGAGGGAACUUAUUAUGCUUUCUCUGCCUGCGAUUGCUGGACAGGCUAUUGAUCCGUUUGCACAACUGAUGGAGACAGCAUACAUUGGAAGAUAUAGUUCCGUGGCAUUAGCCUCUGCAGGUGUUUCUGUAUCGAUUUUUAACGUGGUAUCAAAGUUGUUCAAUAUUCCUCUCUUCAGUGUUGCGACUUCCUUUGUUGCUGAAGACAUUUCUAGGAAUGCUAUUGAAAAUUUGUCAUCAGCGGAGAGUACUAAUGGAAAGCCUCUUGAAAGAAAACAAUUAUCAUCAGUGUCAACUGCUUUACUUCUAGCAAUUUUGAUUGGCAUCAUUGAGGCAUUGGCAUUAUCUCUUGGAUCUGGAUUGUUUCUUAAGUUGAUGGGAGUACCCUCAACAUCAGAUAUGCAUGUUCCAGCAAAACAUUUUCUUUCGCUUAGAGCUCUUGGGGCUCCCGCUGUGGUAAUCUCUUUGGCUCUUCAAGGAAUUUUUCGUGGUUUCAAAGAUACACAGACUCCUGUUUUCUGUUUAGGUGUUGGUAAUGUAUUAUCCAUAUUCUUUUUCCCCAUACUUAUGUUUGGCUUUCGAAUGGGUGUGACUGGGGCAGCUCUCUCUACUGUUUUAUCUCAGUACAUUGUUGCCUUUCUGAUGAUUAGGCAUUUAAACAAGAAAGUUUUAUUAUUGCCCCCAAAGAUUGGGGAAUUGCAAUUUGGUGGCUACAUAAAAUCUGGUGGUUUUCUUAUUGGAAGAACUCUUUCAGUCCUAAUAACAAUGACACUGGGGACUUCUAUGGCUGCUCGUCAAGGUUCAAUGCCCAUGGCUGCGCAUCAGAUAUGCAUGCAAGUAUGGCUUGCUGUAUCUCUUCUAACAGAUGCGCUUGCAACAUCUGGUCAGGCAUUGAUUGCAAGUUACCUAUCUAAAGGCGACCUACAAACUGUGAAGGAAGUUGCUAACUUUGUGUUGAAAAUAGGGGUUGCCACUGGUGUUUCAUUGGCUGCAAUCCUAGGUGUAUCAUUUAGUUCUUUAGCGACCUUGUUCACGCAAGAUGCUGAAGUUCUAGCGAUUGUUAGAACCGGUGUGCUGUUCGUCAGUGCUAGUCAACCUAUAAAUGCCUUAGCGUUUAUAUUUGAUGGUCUCCAUUAUGGCGUCUCAGACUUUCCUUAUGCAGCUGGUUCUAUGAUGUUGCUGAGUGCCGUCUCUUCCACAUUUUUGCUCUUUGCCCCAAAGACUCUCGGUCUUCGAGGGGUUUGGUUGGGCUUAACUCUAUUUAUGGCUCUGCGGAUGACAGCAGGAUUUGUCAGAAUACUAUCUAAAACCGGGCCUUGGUGGUUCCUGCACAAGGACUUAGAGAGAGCUUGAAUGUCCCAUCGAGAAGCUCUGCUAUCCAUCUGCAUCUCAUCUUUGAGGUUAUUGCAGAUAACUGACCCGUAGAGUGGAAGGGCUGCAUCAGGGAACUAGAUAUGUACUUUUCGAAGGUUUGAGCAUGAAAAUGUAUUUGAGCUUGUGUUCACUUUUGAAUCCGGUGACCAAGAUGAGUAGGUCUGCUUCCAUUGGUGCAGUUUCACCUUCAACCAACACUCCAUUUUUGCAGAAACCGAAGCUCGGGGCCUUUUUCAAUUUGUUUUCUCCCUCUUCGACUUAGUUGUUGAAAUUUUCCGGGACAGUUGAGGAGGCUGUGUUGGGGACCAUGCCAUGUUUUGCCUAACGAAGCUUCUGUUUUAUAUCACUUUCAACAAAUUUUGAGUAUGCAUCUGUCAAAGAACAAGUGAGCACCCUUUAGAGAAAUAGAAAUAUUUAUUUAUCCAAAA